AAUUACACGAUGUUAAAUUAGUGUGACCAUUUCAUGAAAAAGUGACCAUAUUGUAAAAUAUUUUUGAACUUCACAAAGUGUAAAAAAUCCGUUUCCAUUUUAUGAAAUGGUCAUCUUUUCAUGAAAAGAUCAAUUUCAUCAAGUGGCUACGACAUAUAUAUAUAUAUAUCCAACCGACUCGAGUUCGCCGCCGUCGCUAGAUUAAGCGAUUGCCAAUUGGGCCCAGUGAUUUCCAGCUGUUACGAGCCAAAAUAUCGUUACGAUUUUGUCGUGAGACCGUUUUCGCAGUUCCAUUGAAGACAUUGAAGACUUAAAGCAGAUACGUCUCGCUGCAGCGUUGCUGACAGAGCGAUGAACUUAAAAGACAAUUAUUCAUUGGUGGCUUAAGCUUCAAGACAACAGAUGAAUCACUUGGAGACUUUUUUGGGCAAUGGGGUGAAGUUGAAGCGGCUGUUGUCAAGAAAUACCCUCAUACCGAUCUAUCUCGGGGAUUUGGAUUUGUUACUUAUUCCCAAUCCUAUAUGGUUGAUCUGGCCAUGUCAAAUACACCUCAUAUAAUAGAUGCUCGUGAAGUUGAAGCCAAGCCUGCUUUACCUCAUUCCAGAAAACAUGUCAGACAAUUAUUCAUUGGUAAUUUACACUCGAAGACAACACAUGGAUCACUUAAAGAAGUUUUUGAGCAAUGGGGUGAAGUUGAAGCAGCUGUUGUCAAGAGAUGCUAUCAAUCCAAUCGAUCUCGGGGAUAUGGAUUUGUUACUUAUUCUCAGUCGUAUAUGGUUGAUCAGGCAAUGUCAAAUACGCCUCAUACAGUAGAUGGUCAUGAAGUUGAAACCAAGCUUGCGAUACCUCAUUCCGUAAAUGAAUUAAAUAUCAAAGUUGAUGAAAAUAAAGUGUUUGUUUCUGGCAUAAACAAGCAAUCAGAACAUGAUCUUUAUUUAUAUUUCAGACGAUUUGGCAAUAUCACUUCCAUAAAAAUAGUGAGAGAUAAAUAUACUGGUAAUAUGAAAGGAUUUGGGUUUAUUAAGUAUGAUGACCAAACUUCAGUUGACAAAGCUCUUUCGAUCGAAAGUCAUCUAGUAGCCGGAGGAAGAUUGCGCAUAAUGAAAGCUCUAUGUCGUAGAAUUUAUGCCCAUGACAUCUAAAGGAGUCAUGGUUAUGUCGGAGGGUUCAACCAUUACAGUAAUAGCAAUAACUUGUGUUUUCCAAGCGGAGGAUUUUAUGACAACAUCAAUAUAUUUUAUUAAUUUUCCAACCCUCUUCAAUUUAAAUUUAUGGUUCAAUGUCUCUUCAUUUAUUGUAAAAAAUAAUCAUGUGUCAACAAAUAAAUAUUUUACUUAAUUCUUAAUGAUUACAUUAAUAAAUUAAACUUAAAUUAAUUUUCUUAAUCAUAAAGAAUAAAUUUAGCACUUUUCGU
Molecule: messenger RNA, 1414 nt
Organism: Rhopalosiphum padi (bird cherry-oat aphid)
Lineage: Eukaryota; Metazoa; Arthropoda; Insecta; Hemiptera; Aphididae
Product: heterogeneous nuclear ribonucleoprotein A1, A2/B1 homolog
Exons: 7
Coding region: 522-1142 (206 amino acids)
Molecular function (GO): RNA binding
Source: RefSeq, a predicted model, not a curated record